Syzygium oleosum is the source of this 2142-nucleotide messenger RNA. RefSeq names its product disease resistance protein L6-like. The transcript is spliced from 4 exons. Gene Ontology annotation, molecular function: ADP binding. The coding region runs from base 97 to 2007 and encodes 636 amino acids. Gene Ontology annotation, biological process: signal transduction; defense response. The record is from RefSeq and is a predicted model, not a curated record. NCBI's taxonomy places the organism in Eukaryota, Viridiplantae, Streptophyta, Magnoliopsida, Myrtales, Myrtaceae.
GAAACCACCCACUCAUCUUUUAAGCCAGGCCACGCCACGCCACACAACCUUUUUUCUCUAUAGGAGAGAGAUCCGGAGGUAAUAAGCUUCCUAGCUAUGGCGAACUCAGAGGCUAGAUCAAGUAGUGAUGCUGCACGACCAUCAAGAAGUGCGUAUCAAGUGUUCCUGAGUUUCAAAGGAUCUGAUACUCGUCAUGGAUUCACAGACUUCCUCUACCACAGCUUGCUAGAUGCGGGAGUCCGUGUAUUUAGGGAUGAAGAAGAACUCCGUGUUGGCGAAGUGAUCGGUGGGAACCUUAUACGUGCUAUCAACAACUCCAUGAUCUACAUACCCAUCUUCUCUCGAACUUAUGCUUCCAGCAAAUGGUGCCUCCGUGAGCUUGCGCACAUAGUAGACAACGUGUCUAAGUCAGAAGGUACAAAAAGUGUCCUUCCUAUUUUUCUCGAUGUGGAACCUGAAGAUGUUAAACUUAAGACUCUACGAUAUAGCAAUGCUUUACGGGAACACGAGAACAAGUUUCCUGAUGAAGUCAAGGCAUGGAGAAAGGCUCUUGCAGAGGUUGAUGAAAUCAAGGGAUGGAAUGUGAAAAAGGACCAAAGCCAAGCAGCAAUUGUCAAAUUGGUUGUUAAAAAGGUUUUGGAGAAACUGGAGCUAAAACAAAAAUCAGUGACUGAACAUUUAGUCGGACUUGAUGAUCGAGUAAAGCACUUGAUAGAGUUAUUAGAUGUCAACUAUCUUGAUGUGCGACUCAUUGGAAUUUAUGGAAUGGGUGGCAUUGGUAAAACAACUGUUGCCAAAGUCAUCUUUAAUAAACUUACUUCCCACUUUGGAAAAUGCUGUAGCUUCCUUGAGGAUGUUCGAGAAAGCAUGUCGACCAAGGACGGAAUAAUCCAAUUGCAGAAAAAAUUACUGUCUAACAUUGUUGAUUUUGAAUCUACAGAAGGAGUCGAGGAUAGUGAACAAGGAAUUUGGAGGAUUGAAGAAAUAUUUUGCACUAAGAAGGUCCUUGUGGUUCUGGAUGAUGUUGAUAAUAAAGAGCACAUUAAGAAACUAAUAGGAGAUAAGUCAUUACAUUCGGGAUCUAGGAUAAUCAUUACAACGAGAAACACUACUAUUAUGCAAGUUGAGGGUUUUAAAGGUAAAAUUAUACCGUAUGAGAUGCUCAAGAUGGAAGAUGCUCUUGCACUUCAGCUUUUUUGUCGGCAUGCCUUUGGCAGAGACUUUCCUCUGGAUGAUUAUCGUGGGCUUUCCAGUGAAAUUGUCCGAAGUACAGGAGGGCUUCCUUUGGCAAUUGAAGUGAUAGGUUCGUUACUUAAACGGAAAGACAGAGCAUUUUGGGAAGAGACGUUGGUCAGGUUAAGGAAUGUACCCGAGGAAGAGAUUCAAAAGAAGUUGAGGAUUAGCUAUGAUGACCUAGACGAAUAUCAACAACAAAUUUUUCUCGAUAUAGCAUGCUUCCUUUUCAAUGAGAAGAAGACGGAUGCAAUUUACAUGUGGGCUGAUUGUCAGUUUUAUCCUGAAAGAGGAAUUGAUGUCCUUAUCAGUAGGUGCUUGAUAAAGAUAUUGAACAAUAACAAGUUCUCGAUCCAUGAUCAACUAAUAGACAUGGGAAGGCAAAUUGUCCGUCAAGAAAGUCCAAGUGACCUUGGAAAGCGGAGCAGGUUGUGGAUUGCAAAAGAGGCCAUCGAAAUCAUUAGAACCGAAAGGAGGAAGGACAAGGUUCAAGCGCUUGAAAUAAAUGUACAGGAUGGUUUCAUAGAGAUUGCAAAUGAAGAGUUUGAAAGGUUACCAAACCUAAGGUUCCUCAACUUAAGCAAUGGAACUUUUGCUGGGAACUUUGCACAGUGUCAUUCAAAGUUGAGAUGGAUUUCUUGGUGUUCUCCUUGUCAAGAUUUUAGGGCGGACAAUAUGUAUUUGGAUCAUCUUCUUGUUUUUAAACUUGAUGGGAAUCGCUUCACCGAUGAUUCAAAAGCAUGGGACUUGAUCAAGCGGAAGAAAUUCCACUAGAUGGACUUCCACAACUGAAGAACGUAACUGUUCUCGGUUGUAAGCUUCAGAGGUUUUCUAUUCCUUUGGAAUUAAGGAAGCUACGGAAAGUGUGGGUGUCAAAAUGUCCAGAGCUAGUUGAGAUACAAGUUGUGG